Kazachstania africana CBS 2517 is the source of this 2313-nucleotide messenger RNA. RefSeq lists its product as uncharacterized. Gene Ontology annotation, biological process: protein O-linked glycosylation via mannose. The transcript has a single exon. The coding region runs from base 1 to 2313 and encodes 770 amino acids. The record is from RefSeq and is a predicted model, not a curated record. Gene Ontology annotation, cellular component: endoplasmic reticulum; membrane. Gene Ontology annotation, molecular function: dolichyl-phosphate-mannose-protein mannosyltransferase activity. NCBI's taxonomy places the organism in Eukaryota, Fungi, Ascomycota, Saccharomycetes, Saccharomycetales, Saccharomycetaceae.
AUGUCGACUGAUCCAAUCGUGCCGUUGGACAUAGUGAAGGGUCCUAAGAGGUCCUUUCUCAAGACAGAGCCCUCAGGUCUAUUGAAAGACUUGCGUACAUCAAGAUCGAUACUGGAAAAGAUUUUACUGGUUACUCUGGGUAUUAUCACCAUUAUUGUCAGGGCACAUGGUUUAUCAUAUCCUGAUAGUGUCGUUUUCGAUGAAGUCCACUUUGGUGGGUUUGCCUCUGAGUAUAUCAAAGGUACGUUCUUCAUGGACGUUCAUCCACCUUUAGCAAAAAUGUUAUACGCUGGUGUUGCAUCGUUGGCUGGUUUUGACGGCAGUUUCGCUUUUGAAGCCAUUGGUGACAAAUUUACAACUUCUACGCCUUAUGUAGUAAUGAGACUAUUCUCUGCUACUUUGGGAUCUGUAACCGUUUUCUUACUUUAUUUUACUUUGCGUCUAUCUGGUGUCAGAGUUUGGGUAGCUUUCCUAACUGCCCUUGGGUUUGUCGUUGAAAAUUCAUUCGUUACCAUAAGUCGUUACAUUUUACUAGAUUCCCCAUUGAUCUUCUUUAUCGCACUCGUUGUAUAUUCUUUCAAGAAAUACGAAAUUUUCCAAACUGAUUCUCUUCUGUCUUACAAAGCUUUACUAUCGACGGGCAUCGCAUUAGGCUUUGCCACUUCUUCUAAAUGGGUCGGUCUUUUUACCCUAGCAUGGGUAGGGCUCCUUUGUAUCUGGAGACUUUGGUUCAUGAUUGGUGAUCUAACAAAAUCUGUGUCACAAAUUUUGAGAGUGGCUAUUGCUAAAUUGUUAUUUUUACUUGUCGUCCCAUUUAUAUUAUACUGUGCUUUCUUCCAAAUUCAUUUCCAUGCUUUACGUUUGGAUUCUGAUGGAUCCAGUUUCUUUUCGCCGCAAUUUAGAACCACUCUACAGGGUAAUAGCAUUCCAAGUGACAUUCAAGCAGAAGUAGGUGUAACUUCAAAAGUGACUCUACGUCAUCUAAAUACAAUGGGUGGAUAUUUACAUUCUCAUUCCCAUCUUUAUCCUGCAGGCUCUCAACAACAACAAGUCACUUUAUAUCCACAUUUGGAUCAAAACAACGACUGGAUCAUUGAAUCGAAUCUUCUAUCUGGGUUCAGUACCUCAAAAUUUGUUAAUAUCACAGAUAAUAGCGUGAUUAGAUUAUUCCAUGAAUCUACGCAUUGCAGGCUUCAUUCUCAUGAUCACAAGGCGCCAGUUUCCGAAGGCAGUGAUUGGCAGAAGGAAGUUUCAUGUUAUGGCUACACUGGCUUUGAAGGUGAUGCAAAUGACGAUUGGGUCGUAGAAAUUGAUCAAGACGCUUCAAAACCUGGUAUCGCUCAAAAGCAAGUCAUUGCUAUUGAUACAAAGUUUAGAUUGAGACACGCUUCGUCCAAAUGUUACUUAUUUUCCCAUGAAGUCAAAUUACCAGAUUGGGGCUUCGAACAACAAGAAGUGACAUGUGCAUCUUCAGGUAAAGCUCAUUUAUCUUUAUGGUACGUGGAAAAUAAUGAACACCCAUUAUUGAAUGAAACUUCUGUUCAUGUCUCUUAUGAAAAACCAGGAUUCUGGGCUAAAUUCGUAGAAUCUCAUGAAAAGAUGUGGAACAUUAACAAAAAUUUGGUAGAAUCGCAUAUAUAUGAAUCAUUGCCAAAGGAUUGGCCAUUCUUAUUACGUGGUAUCAGUUACUGGGGUGAGGAAAAUAGAGCUGUAUAUCUAUUAGGUAAUGCGAUUAUGUGGUGGUCUGUGAGUGCCUUUAUUGUACUAUUUGUCGCCAUUGUUUUCGUUGAAUUGAUCUCUUGGCAAUUAGGUUAUGGAUCUUUCAUACAAGAAAAACAUAUUUUCAACUUCCAUGUUCAAGUCAUCCAUUAUCUAUUAGGUUUCGCAGUUCAUUACGCUCCAUCUUUCUUAAUGAAACGUCAAAUGUUUUUACACCAUUACUUACCGGCUUACUAUUUCGGUAUCCUUGCUUUAGGUCAUGCGUUGGACAUUGUGGUCUCAUAUGUGUUCAAGAAAAGGAGAUACGUUGGCUACUCCAUAGUCGUGAUUUUCAUUGUUGGCUGUGCGGUAUUCUUCAAUCAAUUCAAACCGCUUAUUUAUGCUAGUAAAUGGACUAAUUCAGAAUGUACCAAGAGCCAAUGGUUAGUCAACUGGGACUAUAACUGUGCUACGUUCCCGGACUCCAUUUCUGACUAUCCAUCCUUGGAUGCCAACAGAAUUCGCGGGGCAAUGGCCACACCUACAGCAACUAAAGACGAAGAUGCAGGUGUUAUUGAAGAACUUAAUGAAGAAAAUGUCAACCAACUGCUAUAA